Polyodon spathula (Mississippi paddlefish) is the source of this 2439-nucleotide messenger RNA. RefSeq names its product calcitonin gene-related peptide-like. Gene Ontology annotation, molecular function: calcitonin receptor binding; hormone activity. The coding region runs from base 571 to 951 and encodes 126 amino acids. Lineage: Eukaryota; Metazoa; Chordata; Actinopteri; Acipenseriformes; Polyodontidae. The record is from RefSeq and is a predicted model, not a curated record. Gene Ontology annotation, cellular component: extracellular region. The transcript has 5 exons.
CUAUUGCAGUACCCUGUCAAGACUGAUCAGGAAAAAUGCUCAUGUGUUCAGCUGCAGUUCACAAUUCCGUACAGCAGAUGUCUCUGCUAUCAAAGUCUGUGGAUUGUGUUUAUUGAGUUGGCAUUUGACAAAUAGUAUGCAAUGUUGCUUCUUUGGAAGCCCAUAAAAUAUGUAUUGCUUGAGUUGAUUUCUGUGACCGUUCAUUUGAUUUGCUCCUGUUUAAUUUAUGACCUCAAUGCAUAGUUAGAUAUCAAAUGGUCAACAUGACUGGAAGAUUUUGUGAAUGAAACACUUAGUGACUAAAUAAUGACGUCAUUGGAGUGCUAUAUCACUUAUUAGAGUGCCAGAUCUCAGAGCUGGUUGCGGAUUGGCUGGCCUCUGUAGCUGGAGUCUGUGAUUGGCUGAUGCAUGAUAAUUAAACACCUACACAGUGAGUACACAAACCUAAGUGGUAGAUAUAUAGGGAUGUGCACCUUAGUUGCAUUCAACAGCAUCAAGAGUUGGUCUACAAGUUGAAAGAAAUCAACUUAAUCUAUUUUUUCACAGGAAGACCUAAUACUUACAGGAACCAUGGUUGUGUUGAAGAUCUCUACAUUCCUUGUUGCUUAUGCCUUGGUUGUGUGUCAGAUGUACAGCUCACAUGCAGCUCCAGCCAGAACUGGGCUUGAGUCUAUGACAGAUCGUGUGACACUCAGUGAUUAUGAAGCCCGAAGGCUACUUAAUGCUUUAGUAAAAGAAUUUUUGCAAAUGACAACAGAAGAACUUGAGCAGCAAGUAACCGACAGAAACAGCAUUACAGCACAGAAACGGGCCUGUAAUACAGCCACUUGUGUCACUCACCGACUGGCAGAUUUCCUAAGCAGAUCAGGAGGGAUGGGUAACAGCAACUUUGUACCAACCAACGUAGGAGCCAAGGCAUUUGGCAGGCGAAGGAGAGAUAUCCAGCUGUAGAAUAGAAAUGACCUUCAGGAACAGGAUCAACUUAACUUAACAAGGCAACAUUACAUUUAUUUUGGGUAAACUCAUGUCUCCACUCUCCUCCGUUACAGAAGAAUGGCAUAUAGAAUAGAGGACUGACUUCAUGUCCUCUUGAUGUUAUAAAUAUUUGUUUUGCUUUUGGCAAAGAAAAAAUAGAGCACUUCUGUUAUGUAUAUUACAAGAAAAUCCUGAAUUUAAAUCUAUUCAUUUUUUAUGCAAAUCUAUUUCAAAUAAGAACAUGAUAGCAUUGAUGAUUUAUUUAUCCUUUGGCGUACAGUACAUAUGCGCAAUGUGAUCCAUGCUGCUCAAACUUGUCAUGCCAGCACUCUAGUAUCUCGGGGAUUACAUUAAAAUUCUGCCUAGCAAGGCUGAUCUGUAAAUUGCUGUGUGUUGUGCCUUGAUGUAAAACAUUUCAUAACAUGAUUGUAUAGUAUGUUAAAACAAAAACAAAAAAAAAAAAAUUAAAAAAAACAAACAGAAAAACCCCUCAGUAUUGUAACCAUUGUGAAUUUCAGCAAGAUUAAAAAUGUAUUUUAGAUACAGUUGGACUGGGAUACUUGUCUUAUUCCAUAGAGAUGAUGUAGGUGGAAGUGACUUUUUUUAUGUCUGUGAGCACAAGUCCUUGUUCAUCAUUCCAUUCAGUUCAUCAUUGUUGCUUCAUCUCAUCACACUUCAGAAAAAAAAGCCUGCCAGAACUUAAGAAAAGUCAUCGGUUCCUUAUUACACACUCCAGAGAAAAAUGAAAUACAGCCCCAUUAACCAGAAGGUAGACCUUUGCUCUUGAAUUUUGGCUUGCCAGUUUGAAGGUACUCUUUCCAGAUAAUCAGAUGAUGCCACAACUGGGGUGCUGUCAUUCCAUCUGCCUGGCGUGUUUAUUACAUCACGGAAUGUGAGAUUCAGGGAUAGGGCUAACAUUGGAAUCUACUGCAAAGUUUGUUAAAUGUAAAAACCAUGCUACUUGUGAGAUGAUUCCCUUAAGCUUUAACAUUGCUACUGUAAACUGAAGCUUUGCAAACACUUAAGAGCAUGUGACACUGGCAUGGAGUUUCCUAUUUUCUUUGCUUCUAUUCUGCUAGCCUUUUUGGUAACUGGGUGAGUAUGCUUAUGCCUUAUAGUUUCAUUGCAGGUCAGAAGAGUUUUUUACUUUUGCUUUUGUUUAAAUGUAUAUCCACCAAGCAUGAUAGAUUAACAGAUUGAUUAGCAAUUUAGCUGCAGGAUCCUAGCAGACCAAAGAUUCUGUACCACAGCAUGGGGCGGUGCUAGCACAAGGACUGUAGUUACAAUGGCGUUUUGCCGUUGGUUGAAUGGUACCACAGUGGAAGGGAAGUUAAUUCCAACCUUUAAUUAACUCCUGUUUCUAUUAAUAGAGGGAAAAUGCCUGUUCAUUUUACAAAGCAAGAACCCAAUAAAAGUAAUUCAAGAUCUCUUACUCUCAUAUUAUUUGCAUCUCAUUUAUUUUUU